UCUUUAGUCCCUUGGCUUUGCUGCCUGUUUGCUCUAGUUACAACCCCUGAGACCUGUGUGGUGCCACUUCCCACACAGAGACUAUAGUUGUAAGCGCCAGGCCUGAAGAUGAAUAUCCCAGAGCCUUCCAUGUCGCUGGAUGAGGAGAUAUACUCCCGGCAGCUGUAUGUGCUGGGCCCACUUGCCAUGCAGAGGAUUCAGAAAGCCAAAGUCCUGCUAUCUGGCCUGAAAGGCCUGGGGGCUGAGGUGGCCAAGAACCUGGUCCUGAUGGGGAUUGGCAGUCUCACUCUGCAUGAUCCCCAUCCCACCUGCUGGUCUGACCUGGCUGCCCAGGUUUUCCUUUCAGAGAAUGACUUGGAAAAGAACAGGGCUGAUGCCUCUCAAAAACACUUGGCUCAACUCAAUGAAGCUGUCCAGGUCUUUGUCCAUACAGGUGACAUCACGGAGGACCUACUGCUGAACUUCCAGGUGGUAGUGCUAACUGCCUCAAAGUUGGAGGAACAGCUGAAGGUGGGCACCUUGUGCCACAAGCAUGGAAUCUGCUUUGUAGUGGCUGAUACCCGGGGCCUUGUGGGGCAGUUAUUCUGUGACUUUGGUGAGAACUUCAUUGUGCAGGACCCUACAGAGUCAGAGCCCCUGACAGCUGCUAUCCAGCACAUCUCCCAGGGCUCUCCUGGCAUUCUCACUCUGAGAAGAGAGGAUAAUAGAAACUCCUUCUGUGAUGGGGACUUGGUAACUUUCUCAGGCAUUGAGGGCAUGGUUGAACUCAAUGGCUGUUCUCCCCGGCCCAUCCAUGUACAGGAGGAUGGGUCCUUGGAGAUUGGGGACACAACAACUUUUUCCAGUUACUUGCAUGGUGGGAUUAUUAUUGAAGUCAAGAGAUCCAAGAYUGUGAUACAUGAGCCCCUGAACAUAGCCCUGCACCAGCCCCGGAUGGUGGCUCAGAAUCACCAGCAAGCCCAUCGUGCCCACUGCCUACAUCAGGCCUUCUGUGCACUGCACAAAUUCCAGCAACUCCAUGGCCGGCUGCCCCAACCCUGGGAUCAUGCUGAUGCAGAGAUUGUGGUAGGUCUGGCACAGGCCCUGGAACCCCUGAAGGGCCGAGAAGAAGAGCCACUGGAUGAGGCCCUACUGCGGACAAUUGCCCUGAGUAGUGCUGGUGACUUGAGUCCCAUGGCAGCCAUUCUGGGAGCAGUGGCUGCCCAGGAAGUCCUGAAGGCAAUCUCCAGGAAGUUCAUGCCCCUGGACCAGUGGCUAUACUUUGACGCCCUUGAUUGCCUUCCAGAAGAUUCUCUUCCCAAUCCUGAGGAUUGUGCUCCGAGAGGCUGCCGUUAUGAUGGGCAAAUCGCAGUGUUUGGGGCUGGUUUUCAGAAGAAACUGAGCCUCCAGCACUACUUCUUGGUGGGCACUGGUGCCAUUGGCUGUGAGCUGCUCAAAGACUUUGCUCUAGUGGGCCUAGGAGCAGGAGGCUGUGGUGGUGUGACUAUUGCUGACAUGGACCAUGUAGAGCGCUCCAAUCUCAGCCGUCAGUUUCUCUUCAGGACCCACGAUGUUGGAAGGCCCAAGGCAGAGGUGGCUGCUGAAGCUGCUCAAAAACUGAACCCAGACUUACGGGUAACUCCAUUCAUUCGGUCACUAGAUCCCACCACAGAGCACAUCUUUGGGGACAACUUCUUCUCCAAAGUACAUGGUGUGGUUGCUGCUCUGGACAGUUUUACAGCUCGGCACUAUGUGGCUGCUCGCUGUACCCACUAUCUGAAGCCACUGUUGGAGGCAGGUACACAGGGCACCUGGGGCAGUGCUUCAGUGUUUAUACCACAUGUAACUGAGGUCUACAGUGGCCCUGUCUCAGCUUCAGCUUCUGAGGAUGUCCCCCACCCUGUCUGUACUGGGCGAUACUUCCCAAGCACAGCUGAGCACUCCCUGCAGUGGGCUCGGAAUGAAUUUGAAGCACUCUUUCAACUAUCUGCAAAGACCAUCAACCAACAGGCACGUACUUCCCUGGCAGACAUGGAUAGGCAACAGAUACUGACUUUACUACGGCUGGGUGUCCUAGGACAGCGCCCACAGACCUGGCAAGACUGCGUGGUGUGGGCCCUUGGUCAAUGGCAAUUCUGCUUCCAUUAUGGCAUCACACAGCUACUGAAACACUUCCCACCUGAUAAAGUGCUUGAGGAUGGAACUCCAUUCUGGUCAAGUCCCAAACAGUGUCCCCAGCCCUUGGAAUUUGACGCCAACCAGGAUAUGCACCUCCUCUAUGUGCUGGCAGCUGCCAACCUAUAUGCUCAGAUGCAUGGGAUUCCUGGCUCAUCAGAUCAAACUGCACUCAGGGAGCUGCUGAAGUUACCACAGCCUGAUCCCCAGCACCUGUCCCUCAUCUUCACUAAUAACUUAGAGCUGACUUGGGCUUCUGCUGAGUUUGGCCCUGAGAUGUUGAAGAAACUGCAAGAAGCUCUGGAAGUCUGGGGCAAGUUUCCUCCCCUGAAGCCUCUGAUGUUUGAGAAGGAUGACAGCAACUUUCACAUGGACUUUGUGACAGCCGCAGCCAGCCUUCGAUGUCAAAACUAUGGGAUCAUACCAGUCAACUGUUCUCAGAGCAAACGAAUUGUGGGCCAGAUUAUACCAGCCAUUGCCACCACUAUAGCAGCUGUGGCAGGUCUGGUGGGCCUGGAACUGUAUAAGGUAGUGUAUGGGGAACGGCCCCUUAGUGCCUUUCGUCAUAGCUAUCUGCACCUGGCUGAAAACAACUUCAUGCGUUGGGUGCCUUCUGCUCCAGCUACCCAGAUGUUCAAUUGCCUGAAGUGGACUUCUUGGUCCCGCUUGAAGGUGCCUGCUGGACAGCCUGAGAGGACACUGGAGUCACUGCUGGCCCAUCUCCAGGAACAAUAUGGACUAAGGGUAAGGAUGCUUCUGUAUGACCAAGCCCUGCUCUAUUCGGCACGAUGGUCAUCUCAAAAGCAGGCCCAGCGCCUGUCCCUCAGGGUGACAGAACUGGUUCAGCAGGUGACCGGCCAGGUGCCUGAACCUGGACUUCAGGUACUAGUACUGGAGCUGAGCUGUGAGGGUGAGGAAGAAGAAAUGGCCUUACCACUUCUGCACUACAAAUUGUAACAAGGCAGCCACUGCCCUACCACUUGGCUCUAUGGAGAUCUGCCCAAAAGCCCUKCAUCUUGAUCCCACAGCAGACACAUAAUAAAUGCUUG
Messenger RNA from Urocitellus parryii (Arctic ground squirrel), 3203 nucleotides. It is a transcript of the gene Uba7, whose product is annotated as ubiquitin like modifier activating enzyme 7. Gene Ontology annotation, cellular component: cytoplasm. Lineage: Eukaryota; Metazoa; Chordata; Mammalia; Rodentia; Sciuridae. Gene Ontology annotation, molecular function: ISG15 activating enzyme activity. Gene Ontology annotation, biological process: DNA damage response; ISG15-protein conjugation; innate immune response. The record is from RefSeq and is a predicted model, not a curated record.